Molecule: messenger RNA, 1875 nt
Organism: Striga asiatica
Lineage: Eukaryota; Viridiplantae; Streptophyta; Magnoliopsida; Lamiales; Orobanchaceae
Source: the annotation of a GenBank genome assembly
AUGCAAUAUUCUUAUUCAAAAAACUUCCUCCGACGCUUUUGCGUGGAGGAUUUUCGCAUGUCUGCCGAGACUCAAAGCGGCUUCUUCUCCAACGACCUCAUUCCUUCAUUAGGCGCUCGAAUCAACCGAGCCACCAAGCUCCGAAAACGCGUUAUUUCCCCAUUCAAUCCUCGUUACAGGGCAUGGCAAAUGUUUCUAGUUCUCAUGGUUGUGUACUCAGCUUGGAUCAGCCCAUUCGAGUUCGCAUUCUUACCGUACAAACAAAACGGCCUCUUCAUAACCAAUUGCAUUGUUGACACUUUCUUCGCAGUCGACAUAAUUCUUACUUUCUUCGUCGCGUAUUUGGACAACGAGUCGUACCUUCUGGUCGACGAUCAUAGGAAAAUCGCAGUUAGGUAUCUCUCGACAUGGUUUGCCUUCGAUGUCUGCUCGACCGUGCCUUUUCAGUCCCUAAGUCGCCUCUUCACGUACAACAAUGGAGGCUUAGGGUACAAGCUGCUGAGCAUGCUUCGGCUGUGGCGACUCAGGAGAGUCAGCUCGUUGUUCGCGCGUCUCGAGAAGGAUAUUCGGUUCAAUUACUUUUGGACUCGAUGCACUAAACUCGUUACUCUAUUUGCGGUGCAUUGCGCCGGGUGCUUCAACUACCUAAUCGCAGACAGGUAUCCAGAGCCGGAGAGGACUUGGAUAGGGGCAGUAUACCCGGGUUUCAAGCAAAUGAGCUUGUGGGACCGUUACGUGACGGCCAUAUAUUGGUCAAUAGUGACACUGACGACGACAGGCUACGGGGACUUGCACGCAGAGAAUCCGCGGGAGAUGUUGUUCGAUAUUUUCUAUAUGCUUUUCAACUUGGGCCUCACGGCCUACCUCAUCGGGAACAUGACCAACCUCGUGGUCCAUUGGACCAGCCGCACCAGAACAUUCAGAGACUCCAUUAGAGCAGCAUCAGAAUUUGCUAAAAGAAAUCAGCUUCCCCCAAGAAUACAAGACCAACUUUUGUCCCACAUCUGUCUCAAAUUCAAAACAGAAGGGUUAAAACAGCAAGAGACAAUCAAUGGCCUGCCGAAAGCCAUUCGCUCAAGUAUCGCUCAUUACCUAUUUUACCCUGUCGUUCAAAAUGUCCAUCUCUUUCAAGGAGCAUCACAGGAUUUCCUCUUACAGCUGGACUUUAUUGUGAAGACAGAUGGACAUCAUCAGAUCGUGGAGAGAGGAUCGGCCGGUGACAUUUUUGGAGAUAUCGGUGUUUUAUGCGGAAAACCGCAGCCGUUUGGGGUCCGAACGACAGAAAUUUCUCAAAUACUAAGGCUGAAUAAGAACACUUUCCUAAACAUUCUUCAUGCAAACCCAGAACAAAAGCGGAUCGUCAUGAACAAUCUUUUCUUGAAACUGAAACUAUACAAUGGUUUCGACAUUGAGGAGCACCAAGAUCCUGAUCUGAUCCUCAAGAAUUGGCUCGAUAGAGAUCAUGGCAAUCUGCAUGAAGAAACAAUUAAUCGCCAAAUGGGUGCAAAAAUUCCGAAUUUAAACUUAUACGACCUCAUAAUGGAUCAUGAAGCCAACAAUUACAAAAUACCCACAAAUGUCAGCUCGAGCAGUUGCAAAAAUCCAACUAAUGUGCAAGUAAUGCAAUCGGGAUUAAAGAAGAGGGUUACGAUUCACGUGAAGUGUCAAAUGAGAAAACACGCAGAAAAUCAGCUCCCAAAGCUCAUCAUUCUACCUGAUUCAUUAGAAGAGUUGUUCAAAUUAGCAGGUGAAAAAUUUGGAGACGAAAGUCUUACAAGGUUAGUAAACGCAGAGGAUGCAGAAAUAGACGACAUAAGUGUCGUAAGAGAUGGAGAUCAUUUGUUUCUAAUGUCAAGCCCGUGCAGAAACAGAUAA